AUGGCAACCAAAGCGGCCCACAAACGCCUUACCCGCGAAUACGCUACCCUCCAAAAGAACCCCGUAGAGUAUGUCCAGGCCGCGCCAGCGGAGAGCAAUAUCCUAGAAUGGCACUACGUCCUCACCGGCCCCCCACAAACCAGCUACACCGACGGCCAAUACUGGGGCACCCUAACCUUCCCGCCCAACUACCCCUUCGCGCCACCCGCCAUCCGCAUGCACACGCCCUCGGGCCGCUUCCGAUGCAGCGAGCGGCUGUGCCUCAGCAUUUCCGAUUUCCACCCGAAGAGCUUCAACCCCGCGUGGGAGGUCAGCACGAUCCUGCUGGGCGUGCUGAGCUUCAUGACGAGCGAGGAGAUGACGACGGGGAGCAUCUCCGCGAGCGAGGGGGAGCGGAAGGCGUUUGCGGCGAGGUCGAGGUGGUGGAAUAGUACGGGUGGGGGGUCGACGAGUCGGACAUUGGAGAAGAGUUCUUUGGGGAGUAAUAGCAAGGGGUUCGGGGCGAUUCAGGCGGGGGAUGGGGGGAAGAGGUUCCGGGAGCAGUUUCCGGAGUUGGAUGCGGAGAAUUGGCGGUGGAUGGAGAGGGAGGGGGUGGAUCCGCAGACGGGGAGGAAGAGUGUUGCUGCGGGGGAGGGGAGUCCGUCGUGCACGCCGGAGAUUGAUGGGUUAAGGAGACGCGGCACUGAGGGGAGUAAUGCGGGCUUGGCGCAGGUGGUGGAGAAUGGACAGGCGGCGAGGGAUGCUGGGCAGGGGUGGUUGGCGAGGAAUAAGCUGUAUUUGAUUGCCGGGGCGCUGUUUGCGUAUGCGGUUAUGGCGAGGUUGUUGAGUGAUCAGCAGCCGUCGUGA
Messenger RNA from Zasmidium cellare ATCC 36951, 846 nucleotides. RefSeq lists its product as uncharacterized. The transcript has a single exon. The coding region runs from base 1 to 846 and encodes 281 amino acids. The record is from RefSeq and is a predicted model, not a curated record. NCBI's taxonomy places the organism in Eukaryota, Fungi, Ascomycota, Dothideomycetes, Mycosphaerellales, Mycosphaerellaceae.